AUGACAUCGUUAGAUUUUGCUGCGAGCAAUCAUAAUUUAGGUUCGAAUGGGUUAUCAUCUUUCGAUUUCGAUGCAACACCAACAAAUUCCGUCUCGAAUCAUGUUUUCGGAAACUCUACAUCGACUUCGACCGCAGCUCCAUCCUCGACGAUAUCGUCUUUGGCAGAUACUACCACCUUCGAAGACACUCUCUAUUCACUCAUUUCUGAAAAAGAGGGUAACAAGUACUAUAAAGGAUUCAGACGAACUCAUAAAUCACAAAAUGGCCAAAUAUUGAGAGAACAAAUGUUUUGGGUUGGAGAUUUUAUUCAAUUUUCCAUUGUUGGCAAUCCAAAUGAGCCAGCAAGCAUUCACGAAGGUCGAAUUUCAAGUAUUUAUACAUGUACUUUAUUCCCAAAUAUCAAAAAGUGUAAAGUACAAAUGCUCCAUACUCAACCACAAGUCAAGUCAGAAAUGGGUGUGAUUGGAAGUGAUUCUUUAUCCAUUAAGGAAAACUCAGCAAGACGAUUUAUGACUAAUUUAGAAGGUGAAAUAUUUCUUCAUACCAUUACUGGAAGAGUAUUCGUUGUAAGAGAUGCUAAAGAAUUGAAAGAACGAUGUGGUUUUUAUGUGAAAGAUGAUCCUCAUGUGAAUACGAUUGAUCAAGAUUGUUACACAAGUCAAUUAUUCAGCAACAGCAAUAAUAACAACAACUCUGUAAAGAAUGAUCAUCCAAUGUCAUCAUCAUUGACGUCUCAUUCCAAUACGAAUGGUACAACUCUCCUUCGACCACAAGUAUCCAUUCCAGAUUCUACUCAUUUGACCUUUUCAUGGACCAUGAAAGAUUUCAAAACACCUUCAACCUCACUCUACAAUUAUUACACGUCAUGUGUGAUUGGAGAGAAUUAUAAUCAUGGAGUGGUCAUGCUCUCAGUUGGAAAUGUUUGUACUUUGGAAUUAAGAUCAAAUUCUCAACAAGGGACAUCUUGCAUCAUUGCUCCUUCAUCAUUACAAACCAAUCAAACAGUUCAUAUGACGAAUGGUUCCAAAAUGAUCUUGAUGGGACGUAUUUCGAAAAUGUUUGAAGAGAAAUCUUCAUUACAACACAAGUAUUUUGCAAUUGAGGAAAUUCAAGUGAAUACUUCCAAUCGAAAAACAUCAAUCAUGAGUUAUACGGGUUGUGUCAAGACAGUUUCCAUUCAUGAUAUCAUCUCUGUCAAGAAACAAUUAUAA
Messenger RNA from Naegleria lovaniensis, 1212 nucleotides. RefSeq lists its product as uncharacterized. Bases 1 to 1212 code for a protein of 403 amino acids. The record is from RefSeq and is a predicted model, not a curated record. NCBI's taxonomy places the organism in Eukaryota, Heterolobosea, Eutetramitea, Acrasida, Naegleriidae. The transcript has a single exon.